Vigna radiata var. radiata (mung bean) is the source of this 1222-nucleotide messenger RNA. RefSeq names its product probable carboxylesterase 15. Lineage: Eukaryota; Viridiplantae; Streptophyta; Magnoliopsida; Fabales; Fabaceae. The record is from RefSeq and is a predicted model, not a curated record. The transcript has a single exon. Gene Ontology annotation, molecular function: hydrolase activity. Bases 34 to 1032 code for a protein of 332 amino acids.
CUCUCACUCAUCACAUAAACCAUAACCACAAUCAUGGUCAACCAGAAGAAGCUCGUUGAUGAAGUGUCGGGUUGGCUUAGAGUCUACGAUGACGGUUCGGUAGACCGAACAUGGACCGGUCCUCCAGAGGUCAAAUUCAUGGUCGAACCGGUUCCUGCCCACGUCGAAUUCAUCAAUGGAGUUGCUGUUCGUGAUACUGUCACGAACAACAAUCUCCGUGUACGACUUUACUUGCCGGAGAAAGUCUCUAACGAGGAGAAGCUUCCCAUUUUUCUUCACUUUCAUGGUGGCGGGUUUUGCAUAAGUGAACCGGAUUGGUUCAUGUACUAUCAAUUUUACUCACAGCUUGCUCGGUUAGCUCGAGUCAUCGUUGUAUCUUGUUUCCUUCGCCGUGCUCCAGAAAAUCGUCUUCCUGCAGCAAUUGACGACGGGUUUUCUGCUCUUCUCUGGCUACAGGAUGUAGCUGGAAGAGAAACGGAAGAGCCGUGGCUUGAAAAACACGGUGAUUUUCGUCGUGUUUUUCUGAUCGGAGAUAGCUCCGGUGCAAAUAUUGUUCAUGAAGUGGCUGCUCGAGCUGGGAAGACACAACUGAAGCUGAUAAGCGUAGCUGGAGGAAUCCCUAUUCAUCCGGGGAUGAUGAGGUCGACACGGAGCAGGUCAGAGUUGGAAAAACCACAAUCUCCAUUCUUGACUUUGGAUAUGGUGGACAAGUUCAUGAGCUUGGCAUUGCCAUUGGGUUCAACCAAGGACCACCCCAUUGCGUGCCCCAUGGGUGACAGCGCUCCGCCGCUGAGCGGGCUGAAACUGCCGCCGUUUCUGCUGUGCCUGGCGGAGCUGGACUUGAUCUUUGACACAGAGAUGGAGUACUACGAAGCCAUGCGGAUGGCCAACAAGGAUGUGGAGUUGUAUGUUAACGAAGGAGUGACUCAUAGUUUCUAUCUCAACAAAAUUGCAGUGGACAUGGAUCCAAACACCGGUGCUCAAACGCAUGCUCUUAUGGCUAGAAUCAAACAGUUCAUUGAAGAGCACUAAAUUAAUAACAAUACGUUAUUAACUUUGUGAAGAACAUUGUGUGCAAGGACAAAAAGUUCUAUGAAAUGAGCAAUAAUAUGGUGUUUGUGUGGACUUUUGAGAGAAAUCAUGUUCUAUUCUGUGUUGGGUUAUGUGUGAAAUGCCCCUUGAUUUAACACUUCUGUCAGGAUGAUUUGAGAAGUGAAAACUG